Molecule: messenger RNA, 1463 nt
Organism: Vitis riparia (riverbank grape)
Lineage: Eukaryota; Viridiplantae; Streptophyta; Magnoliopsida; Vitales; Vitaceae
Product: 26S proteasome regulatory subunit 6A homolog A
Exons: 10
Coding region: 31-1302 (423 amino acids)
Biological process (GO): proteasome-mediated ubiquitin-dependent protein catabolic process
Cellular component (GO): proteasome regulatory particle, base subcomplex
Molecular function (GO): ATP hydrolysis activity; proteasome-activating activity; ATP binding
Source: RefSeq, a predicted model, not a curated record
AAAGCUCUGAAACUGGUGUUGAAAUCAAAGAUGGCAUCGUCAAUGGUUGAAGACAGUAGUUUCGAAGAUGACCAGCUCGCUUCUAUGUCCACCGACGACAUCGCUAGGGCUUCUCGCCUUCUCGAUAACGAAAUCCGAAUUCUCAAGGAGGAGUUGCAGAGGACGAACAUGGAGUGGGACUCCUAUAAGGAGAAGAUCAAGGAGAAUCAGGAGAAGAUCAAGCUCAACAAGCAGCUUCCCUACUUGGUCGGCAACAUAGUCGAGAUCUUGGAAAUGAACCCAGAGGAUGACGCAGAGGAAGAUGGUGCAAAUAUUGAUCUUGACUCUCAGAGGAAGGGAAAAUGUGUUGUUUUGAAAACAUCUACACGCCAGACAAUCUUUCUGCCUGUUGUUGGGCUCGUUGACCCUGAUAAGUUAAAGCCUGGUGAUUUGGUUGGGGUGAACAAAGAUAGCUACUUAAUCUUAGAUACUUUGCCAUCUGAGUAUGAUUCUCGAGUAAAGGCUAUGGAGGUUGAUGAAAAACCAACAGAAGACUACAAUGAUAUCGGAGGGCUGGAGAAGCAGAUCCAAGAAUUAGUUGAGGCAAUUGUUUUGCCCAUGACACAUAAGGAGCGGUUUCAGAAAUUAGGUAUUCGCCCACCUAAAGGAGUGCUUUUGUAUGGACCUCCAGGGACUGGGAAAACUCUGAUGGCCCGUGCAUGCGCGGCUCAAACAAAUGCCACUUUUCUGAAGCUGGCAGGCCCUCAACUUGUCCAGAUGUUCAUUGGGGAUGGGGCAAAACUUGUCCGUGAUGCCUUUCAGCUUGCUAAAGAGAAAUCUCCUUGCAUCAUUUUUAUAGAUGAAAUUGAUGCCAUAGGCACAAAGCGGUUUGAUAGUGAAGUGAGUGGAGAUAGGGAGGUGCAGCGGACAAUGUUGGAGUUAUUGAAUCAGCUUGAUGGCUUUAGCAGUGAUGAUCGCAUAAAGGUGAUAGCAGCAACAAACCGAGCUGAUAUUCUGGACCCUGCACUUAUGCGAUCUGGUCGAUUGGAUCGUAAAAUUGAGUUUCCACAUCCCACUGAAGAAGCAAGAGCUCGAAUCUUGCAGAUCCACUCAAGAAAGAUGACUGUUCAUCCGGAUGUCAAUUUUGAAGAACUGGCUCGAUCCACAGAUGAUUUCAAUGGGGCACAACUGAAAGCUGUCUGUGUAGAGGCGGGAAUGCUGGCUCUUCGUCGUGAUGCAACUGAGGUGAACCAUGAGGACUUCAACGAAGGUAUAAUUCAAGUACAGGCCAAGAAGAAAUCAAGCUUAAAUUAUUAUGCAUAGGCUUCUCCUCCAAACAUGUCAUUAAAGUUUAAGCCAGAAAGAAAGUAAAGCUUCAAUUACAAGUUUGAUUAUGAGAAGAAAGUGGUUUCUUCAAAAUACAUAUUGCGCUGUAGAAUUUACUCUUUUCUUGGUAUGAUAUUUAUGUCUUUUUUUUUUUUUUU